AUGGAGAUGGUCCACAAGGUGCGCCCUGGGGACCAGAAGAGCGUCCACCCCAAGAAUUACUCCGCGAGCACUAACGGGAUGAAGCCUCUGACGCGGAAGGAGUGGACGGCCAUCGGCGGCUACAACGCGUUCCUGGCGACCAAACUGCCGCCGGAGCACCGCAUCUACGACCCGGACGAGGAGACGGUUGACUCCGGCAUGUCGACCUUCCUCACGGCGUUCCCCAGGGGCUUCGCCAUCGAGGUGCUCGACGUGUACAGCGGCCCGCCGAGGGUCGCCUUCAAGUUCCGGCACUGGGGGUACAUGGAGGGCCCGUUCAAGGGGCACCCUCCUCACGGCCAGCGCGUGGAGUUCUUUGGGGUCUGCAUUUUCCACGUUGAUGAGGAGAUGAAGGUGGAGAAGGCGGAGUACUUCUACGAGCGCGGCAACUUCCUCGCAAGCUUCUUGAGCGCGCCUGCUGCUGCUGCUGCCACAUCGGCUUCAGGUUGCCCUGUGAUGAGAGGAAACUGA
Molecule: messenger RNA, 510 nt
Organism: Triticum turgidum subsp. durum (durum wheat)
Lineage: Eukaryota; Viridiplantae; Streptophyta; Magnoliopsida; Poales; Poaceae
Source: the annotation of a GenBank genome assembly